CCCCUCCCCGCCGGCUCCCGCCGCUCCCGGCGCUCGGAGCCGGGGCCUGGGAACUCGAGAUCCCGCCGCCCGGGCCGCAGCAUGGGGCGCUUCCGAGGGGGCCUGCGAUGCAUCAAGUACCUGCUGCUCGGCUUCAACCUGCUCUUCUGGCUGGCAGGGUCGGCUGUCAUUGCUUUUGGACUGUGGUUUCGGUUUGGAGGCACCAUGAAGGAUUUUUCAUCGGAGGACAAGUCCCCAGAGUACUUCUACAUGGGGCUCUACGUACUGGUUGGAGCAGGGGUCCUGAUGAUGGCUGUGGGCUUCUUCGGGUGCUGCGGAGCCACACGGGAGUCACAGUGUGUUCUCGGAUCUUUUUUCACCUGCCUACUAGUGAUAUUUGCUGCUGAAGUAACCACUGGAGUAUUUGCUUUUAUAGGCAAGGGUGUAGCUAUACGACAUGUUCAGACCAUGUAUGAAGAGGCUUAUAAUGAUUACCUUAGAGACAGGGAGAAGGGAAAUGGGACUCUCAUUACCUUCCACUCAGCGUUUCAGUGCUGUGGAAAAGAAAGCUCUGAACAGGUCCAACCCACCUGCCCAAAGGAACUCCUAGGACACAAGAACUGCAUUGAUGAAAUUGAGACCAUAAUCAGUGUUAAGCUCCAGCUCGUCGGAAUUGUCGGUAUUGGAAUUGCAGGUCUCACGGUGAGAAAGUCCCAGAAUGUACCUUCUUUGCCCUCUGUGAAGCCUGAAUCUUUGCAUCCUAUUUCUCUUCAAAUGUGAUAUGGCAGUAUCUUAGGAGCAAUUUCUCAUAAAAGUCAAAGAUGUUUGUUGGUAGGACAUCUAAGAACAAAACUAAUGAGAUACAUCAAUGUUUAGUUCUCUAAAUUAUGAUACAAAUUUCAAAUUUCAAUUUUAAACCACUUAUGACUUUAAGUUGAUCACUGCAAUAACUUCCUGUUUUAAGGCCACCAAACUUAAGCAAGACAAGCGAUUUUUAACUCUGGGCCUCUCCCUUUGUUAGAAAUUUAAAAUAACAUAUCAGGUUAAUCUCCUCACCCAUGAUUUGCAAAAGCCACAUAGUAUAGUGAUUAAUAGUGCAAGCUCUGCCAUCACACUGUCUGAAUUCAACUCCUUGCUCCACAAGCCUGAGAUCAUGGGAAAGUUUCUUAAUUUCUCUGUGCCUCAAUUCCUUCAUCUGCAAAAUGGGGAUUUUAAUGUACCAAUCUCCUAAGAUUGCUGUGAAGAUUAAGUGGGAUAACACAUGUAAAGGAUUAUUAGGAAUUAAUUCAUAUGAAGUGUCUAGAACAUAGCACUCAGUAAAUGCUAGCUCUCUAUAUAACCUGAGUGUUCCCAAACCCAGAACCCAGGUAGAAGGAAUAGCAUUUGUGGGGGUGUGAAGCAUAUUGCAUCCGCAUACCUGCAGGUGGCUUGGUACUUCUAAGGUACAAAAGAAGGGCAUGCAAGAAGGCUAUGGUAGGAAUAGCAAGAGAUGUCACUGGAGAGGGCUGUGUGGUCCACGUAAUUGAGGUCUUAGUGUGCUCUUUUGAUAGGAUGGGCUUUAGCCUUAAGGUAGAGAGUAGCCACUCAGGUUUGGAACGACCUGUAGUGCAGUGUGGAAAUAAAGUUGGAGGGAAGAAAGAUUGGAUAAGAUUAAGAUUUGAGCCAGUAAAGAGGUGAUUUUCAUUGUCCAGGGGACGAGUGAUAAUAGCUAAUGCUAAAUAGUACUUAUUCUCUCUAGCCCUCCUAUGUAGAUUAAUUCAUGGCCUAAGCUAAGGCAGAGGAAACGAGAAUUGUGAGGAAAUCAAUGAAUUGGCAGCUCUCAGGGGACGCAAAAUUCUCCUUUCUGUAUUUAGAGCACAGAGGGGUGGGGCAGUGGCUGAAAAUACUAUGCCGAGGGCCCCCAAUCCAGGUGCUUCUCUCAGGCCCUUGGCACCUGCUCUGGGACUAGCCUGAUGGCCAGUCUGUUGCUUCCCAAGGACAGUUCUGAGGUAGAAGAUUUGAAAAAGUGUUCCAUAACAGAGGUAACAAAUAGACCCUCCCAACAUCUAUAGUCUCAAGGAAUGAGCAUUCUAGAAGUGGACACUCCUGAUUCAUGACAGUGGCAGGGUGAGCCUGAAAAGUUUCUUUCUGAAGUGAUCCCUUUAGAGUACAACCAGGAUAAAGCAGGCGUUGCAUCUAGCCUUACAACCAUGGGAAAGGGGAAAUGCCCUCUGUUGGCCAUCUUGAAUCAGCACCCAUAGUUUUCUGCAUAAGGAAGAGUUGCACAGUGUAAUCAGUUCACAAAAUGCCCAUUAGGUGUCACCCCUGUCACACACUGGUACUGAGUUCUGUCAGCCAGAAGCGUGGAGUCUUACUUGUGGCUAUUCCCUCAGUCUACCCUUUCCCUUCUGAAAUAACUGAUAAUACAUGCCUUUUUAAAUUCAGCAUUUAUAGAUCCUAGUGUGAUGCAGGAUGGGAUUGAGAAGAGAACCAGAAAGUUAUGGUACUGAUUUCUUUGAAUCAACAUUGAUAGUAAUUUAUAAACAUUGCAUCUACAGAUAUCAUGCCAAAGGCUCUGCAAAAUUGGAGGGAAAAUGACUGGGGACAAGAAGGAUCUUUUGACAUCCUUCUAUUCAAACCAUUUAAGUAGCUAUUGGUUUUGCCAAGUAUUUGGCUUCUCAAAGAGGUAUUUAAUAGUUAGAAGGUAUCAGUAACACCCAUAGUUCAAACACCUCAGUUCAUGGUUUGGUAGGACUAUUGAGUUAAAUAAUGAAGCAUCAUUUGCACUUAAAAAUAAACCAGGAAUAAAGAGACGCCCAUUUUUUCAUUUGUGGUCACUGUGGCAAAUAUUCAAGGCUUUUCCAACAAUAGAAAACUAUUUAGACCACAAGUGUAUUUAAACUAGUGGUUAUGAACACAUUUUCCAAAGUAAAAAUAUAAAUGAGAUCUUGGAUGAACCUGAAAUAUAAAAUUCCAUUAGUAGUAGUAGUAUAUUGGUCUUCUAUAACUACUAAGAACUACUCCAUAAGCUAGAACUAGAGCCCUUUUCUUAAAGCAGAGCCUUAUUAUAUUUUAACAAUAAUAAAAUAGGAAUGUAUUAACAUAUAAAAGUACCAUUUAUUACCAGUAAUUAUUGUUUAUAAUCACUUGUUAAAUUGAGUUAGACAUCCAAGCAGUUUACAAUCAAUUUUCAUCAUUUGAAUGUCAUUAAGAGGUGAUUCCUUCUGUUUCAGAUCUUUGGCAUGAUAUUCAGCAUGGUCCUCUGCUGUGCAAUACGAAAUUCACAAGAUGUGAUAUGAAGCUACUUCUACAUGAAAAUUGCAAUUUAGAGCAUACAAAUGUCACAGGAGCUGUCUCCUGACUCAUUUUUAAUAAUCAAAGGACAUUAGGAUCUAAAAUAAUUUGCUGUCAAUUGUACAUUUGCACAUGUAUGUAUGUUUGGCUAAUUACUGGCAUAGCCCUUGAGUGAAUGCCUGUGUAUGUUAACUGAGAGCAUAUUCAUGUGUGAGCUGUGUGUUUCUGGUAUAUGCAUUAUAAAUAAUGAACUCUAUUUGCUGGGAAUUUCUGAUUCUUAUUAUGUGAGAGGAACAACUUAUUUAACUCUCAGAAAAAGAUCAAAAACCUUUGAUAAACUUUUAAAACUUGGCUAUUUAGAAAAAAAUGAUAGUGCAUCAGUUUCUCAGAUUCUGGCCAUAGGAAGUUAGAUACAGAGAAUACAGGGAUUUCUAGUUAACAGAAGCAACAAGCUACAAAAAUCGAAAGAUCAUGGUGCAGUGUUAAAAGUGAUUAUGUUUGGAUUAGGUGCAAGGGUUUCCUGGGAUUUUUUAUAUACAUACUCUCCCAAGAAUUUAGACCUACGCACAUCUAUAAAACUAAAUAUAGCAUGGAAAAUCUAAUUUGAAUAAGUCAUACUUUCCUAGUAUUUAAAAACAAAAACCUCACUCUGGAAAGAGUGUCACAGAGACAAUCAUGUGCCCUAUAAAACUGAGUGUUUUUAGGACUAAAAAACAAAAAGAACUUUUAACAACUUUUUAAGGAAAUAUUUUUGUUCUUUAUAUAAAGACUUUUAAAUAUUGCUUUAUUACUUUCCUUUUCUGACUCUGCUCUUCUGAACUACUGCAACAAUCAUAUCCACAAAAGGGCUUUUAUCUCAAACUUUUCUGGUGUUUUUCCAGAUGUAAGCAUAGAAAGACUAAAGCAAGAGAUCUGGCAGUUGCAAAUUGUGGGAAAGAGAAUUUUUACUGGCACUGUAUAUUUGAAAUACCUCAUAACUUGAGUUUACAUAUUUUACUAAUUUUUGUAUUUUUCUUAUUUAUUCACCUAGAGAAGUCUUCUUUAUAGAUUAAGAACUACAAUUUUCACCAUUUAAAAUAUACUAUAUCAUAAGCAUUCUUGGCCAAACCAAAAUAAAGAAAAACAUCCUCUGCCAGGAGAUUUUGUGCAUACAACAGAAUCAAGCAAGGAGACAAAAAUACUUAGACACAACGGAAAUAUAUUCUUUCUGUGCAAGUUCUCUAUAAAAAUAAAAUGUUCAUGUUCUUUA
Molecule: messenger RNA, 4501 nt
Organism: Sus scrofa (pig)
Lineage: Eukaryota; Metazoa; Chordata; Mammalia; Artiodactyla; Suidae
Source: RefSeq, a predicted model, not a curated record